AUGCCCCGCCAAGAAAAGCUCGCAUUCACGCGGAGACCAGCGAAGGUACUGGGAGGAGCAGGCCACAGGCCAUUGCGCAAGUCGGACCUGCUGCCACCACGCUUCAAACAGCGAAUCGGCGAAAAGGCGAAGCUAGAUAAAGACGUCCACGCACUGAAUCGACCCGGAACAGCUGAGCCGCAUCUUCCAACACCACCGCCGGCACCCUUUCCGGAAAAAGACUCCUCAGAAGAAGAAGAAGAGCCCGCACCCGAAGACCUCCUCAAACGGACUAAAUUUAGGUAUAAGAAAGCGCAGAAAUCGCGCAAGGAAGCCCAGAAAGAAUACAACCGCGUCAAAGACCCCGAGGACGGCAGCCUAGAAUCUCGAAUCGCAUACGCUAUGCUGGAGGACGCCAGCACCUGGGAAACCCGCUACAAACGGGAAUACAAAGACGCCAAGCGCGGGGAGGACACGACGGACUACCUGGGCGAGAUCCGCAAAGAGGAGGAAGAGCGAUUCGGUCGGCCGCUAUGGCGACGAGGGGGGCGUUGGCCGGAGCCGGGGAUUAAGGAGGUGCCUGGGGAGACUCGUGAGGAGACGUAUGGGAGGAUUGUGAUGCGGCGGGGGUAUGAUCCGGAUAUUCCGAGGGUGCCUAAGUAUCAACGGCCUUAUUACUGUGGUGGGGAAGGGGAGAGGACGAGAAGUGGGAGGUUGGUGAGUCGGGAGACUGAGGCUGAGGGUGAGGGUUAA
Molecule: messenger RNA, 732 nt
Organism: Zasmidium cellare ATCC 36951
Lineage: Eukaryota; Fungi; Ascomycota; Dothideomycetes; Mycosphaerellales; Mycosphaerellaceae
Exons: 1
Coding region: 1-732 (243 amino acids)
Source: RefSeq, a predicted model, not a curated record